Messenger RNA from Dermacentor silvarum, 5482 nucleotides. Its product is annotated as iroquois-class homeodomain protein IRX-1. Gene Ontology annotation, biological process: muscle organ development; regulation of transcription by RNA polymerase II; cell development. Bases 253 to 1767 code for a protein of 504 amino acids. Gene Ontology annotation, molecular function: RNA polymerase II cis-regulatory region sequence-specific DNA binding; DNA-binding transcription factor activity, RNA polymerase II-specific. NCBI's taxonomy places the organism in Eukaryota, Metazoa, Arthropoda, Arachnida, Ixodida, Ixodidae. The record is from RefSeq and is a predicted model, not a curated record. Gene Ontology annotation, cellular component: nucleus. The transcript is spliced from 9 exons.
CGCUCCGUUCGGCCCACGGGGCUUGUUGCCGGUUCUUGAGGCCUAGCGUCUUCUACUGGCUCUGCCGAGUUUGGUCGCACUGUUUUAGGUCGUUGCCUGCCCGAAGGGUGGAAGAUCAGUGAACUGUUCCUGACAGCGUGUGAGCGAGAGAAUGCGCGAGCCGGGAGUCACUGUCACGAAGACGUGCUCCCGCUAGGAUUUAUUCCCUUCGACGCCGAAUAUUCAGGAUUGUAGCGCAGGCCUGGCUCAUCUAUGAUGGGACCUCAACAAAUUCCUGGGCCGGACAGAUGCCCCCUGUUGGGCGUCCACGUCUCCGGAAGGGACAGGUCUCCAACAGCAGCGCACGGGGCGUACACGUCCUCGCGUCACGGGUCGCGGCCCUUGAACAUGCAGUCGUCGUCUUCGCCAUGCGAACAGCUGACUACGAGGCACACGGAACACGGUGGAACGGCGCAGGAAUUCGCCCGUCUGACGCCGAGUAACUUGGCUCGCUACCAGAUGUACUUGUCCAGGGCAGAAGACAGUGCUUCGUCCGCCGAGGAGGUGGUGCGAACGAGGUCCGGCAGGACGCUUCGCAUGAGGCCAACGAGGUGUCGCCUACAGGAGCGGCCUCGCAAGAAGCGCCACGUGCUGCAGAGCAUGGCCCGCCCGCUGAAGAAGUGGCUCAUCCGCCACCGUGACAAGCCGUACCCGAGCAAGGCCGAGAAGCUGGCGCUGGCGCUCGGCUCGCACAUGACGCUCGAACAGGUCUCCAACUGGUUCGCCAACGCUCGCCGAAGGCUAAAGAACACGGUGUACGUUCCAGGUAUGAACUGGGGUGACCGCAUUCGCCAAUACAACAACUUCAUUUCGGGCAACACUGAGCCGCUGAGCAUCAGCUCUGACGACAGCAUCUGGGACAGCGACUGCGAGCAGCGCGGAGGAGACGAGGACGACGGGCUCGCCGAAGAAGAGCGAGACGCCAGCCCGUUGCAAGGUGCAGCGCGGGAAAGCUACGCGCGCGCUGAGCUGUUCGAGCACAGCUACUCUGCCACCGCGUUGCAAAAGGGCCAGGCACCGGGAGCAAGAGCUCACGGGGCCGCGGCGGCGGCGACCACACCGCGGCCGAAGCGGCCCCGCUGCGCCGACGGAGAACCAGGUCCCGGUGGCAAGCGACCAAGGCCCUCUUGUGACUCGGACAGCCCGUCGGAGAACGAUUCGGACGACGAAUCUACCACGGUUGGGGCUGUGGACGAGCCAUCGCAAUCAGCACCGCCCCCUGCUCCUCAACGCCGUCCGGUCACUGGCUCGCCUCAAGCGCCACUACCGGUGCCGCCAUCUGGCGUCAAGCGGCGCCUGUUUGACUCGGAAGAAGACUCGGCGCGGAUGUCGCCGGCCAUCAAGAAGUACAAGACGAGCAUGCUGCUGCGCUACAUCGGCGCCAACCUGCGAGAGCCUCCGGAACGCGAAACACCGUUCGGCGUCCAAGCGCCGAGCAAGCAGUCACGGCAGACCGUCAAGCGACCGCGCGAGGAACAGCAACAGACCGCCCGUGCGACCGAGCCCAAGAGGGUUGUGCGCGAAGGCCAAAAACCAGCGGCGAAGAAAAAGAAGCGCAUCGCUGAACCGUCCAGACUUGGAUGCCGCCUUCUCCCAACCCCUUCCCCGGUUCGCAGUGCGGCCAGUCUGCGGUGGACGGAAAUCGAAGCGGCCGAAGCGCUGACGCACCUCUCGCAGUCCUCGGCGUUGUGCUGGUCACAGCAGCCCCAGCAGCAGCGCGUCUCGUAGCCAGCCGACUCCGGCCGUGCGGUUCUGCGGGCGCUGAUAAUAACGCCGAACCGCGACUCCUGUCUGUGAUAUCGACACCAUCAUUCGCCGCGCUACACGCAUCGCUUUCUUGUGUGUGUGUCUGUAUGUACGAGUAUGUCCGUGAAGCAGCGUGGUUUAGCAAAGGUGCAUAGAGCUUAAAUGUUUGCGAACUUCCCGCGUGUGUUAGAGCUCAUGUACAAAGUUAAACUUGUUUAAUGCAAAGUAAUAGGGUUGUUGUGGAUGGCGAGAAUGAACAGGAUGACUCGCAGGAAGCUUAUCGUCAUGAAAAGGGCAGAUUGACAGGUAUGAGGAACGUUCAUCCAGCCGGACAAUAGGGAGCUUUAAAAAUAGGGGACCCAAAGUUAGGGGACGCUGUCGGCCGGCCGUACAAAAGAACGCAGAGUACAUUCAAAUGCAAAACGCAUACAUGAGCGUGUGUUGUGCACGUCUAUACGCAAAGGCGCUUGAGCGCCCUGUUUCUAAAACUCCCUAACAUGCACUGUAUACACCCCUACUGAAAAAAAAAAGAAAAAACGUAUUCCCCAUAACUCCUAUAUCCAUUAACAUGAUAUCAUAUAUGGGAAAAACGAGUUUUUAUAUGGGAACCUGUAGGUUUCGUAUCGGAUGAUUGGAUGUGGGAGUUAAGGGGCAAACGGGUUUUUUAAAUAAGGUAGGAAUGGAAAGAAAAGAGAAUGAUCAGUGACAUGGAGGACAUUGGGAAAAGGAGGAGUGUAUGAUUCAUGAUAUGACUAGAUGUAUCAGACUCGGUGAAGGAAAAAAAAGAUCAAUGCAUUGGCGCUCUAUAUAUACAGGUACUAUAAAUGCAGUCUGCCCUUUGUUCCGUACGAAUGCGCAGGGUGACAUGUUUAGCAGGGAAGUUCCUGUGCGUUUUUGAAGCUAACGUCAGUUCUUCGGAGAAGUAUUCAAGUAUAUAUCCUUGAACAGGCCUCAGUGAUCAGAGACGAGCAAAUACAAGAACUUCGCCGCGUGUGUUUUCGCUUGCCUAUGCGCCAGUUUUCAUGCAACAAGGUCGUCGUCGUUUUCCGAGUGUCAAGCUCGCCACCCGAAAGAGAGAGAGUGUGAGAGGAGAAAGAGAGAGAGAUAUUCGUUAGUGGGUGCUUGAAAUAUUGACUAUAUUUGACUAUUGACUUCACUUUAUUUCCUUAAAGACCCCGUAUGAGGGGUGGGUAUACAACAUACACAAAAAGGUGUUAUCACAGUUUUCAAAUCGAGAAAGAAAUUGUUACAUCUUGAAUACAUUGUGAUGAGCAGGUGAUAACAGCGACUGAACGAGGAAGGACAUUCCAAAAUUAGAUUUUCGGCAGGAAAACGAGGCUGGUAUUUGUGUGCUAGCGUGGUUGUAAACUAUAUUAAUGGAUUGAUAAGUGCGUUGUGAUAGGCGUGAUAGAGGGACAAUGAAUGGUGUGUGAUUAAGCGGCGAAUAGAAGAACCUGUGGAAGAGGGACAGGAUGGUGAUGCGGUGGCAACAGGAUAUAAAAGAAUAUCAGUGAUAAGGCAUAUUAUUUUUUCAGUUAUCAUAUACGCCUACGUCGUUAGAUUAUGUGAAAAUUUAGUGCACCCGAGGGCGCGAUCUUGAAGCGCCUCAAGGGCUUUGGCGAGAUAAGUUUGGUGUGGGUUUGAGAUGGAGGAUGCCUAUUCGAGUUUCGUUCUUAUAGUGAUUUACACGUUUACACAAUUUUACACGUUUUGGAGCGAAGCGAAGGUAUAGCGUUUAAAAAAGCCCAAUGUUUUGUUAGCUGAUGUGAGGACGUCAGUAAAAUACGUGUUGCAGUUUGAUCGUUAGACACGGUGACACCUAAGUAUUUAUAAGAUUGUACUAUCGAAACGGCUGGAUUCUAGCGUGCCCGCUUUUACAUAUAGUAGCAGAUCAGUGUUGCAGUAUGGAAUGAUUAUUGAAGCAUUAUUGAGGGGGGGGGGGGGGGUACUCUGACAGUAGCAUGCUAUAGCAACAUGCGGUUAGCGUGCAACACUGGAUGAUAAGAGUGAUGCAUGAAAUGACCCACUCAUGCAUACUACGCAUGGGUGGUUAACCAGAAAUAGGUCUGGUUUGCUACCCUGCACGGGGGGCGGGGGAAAUGGCUCUAAAGAGAACGGAAAAAGAAGACGAUCAGAGGUGUCACACAUCACUGUCACAGCCUAUCUGGCAGACCCAUGGAGCAAGAAUUAUUCUCCGUGGGCAGACCAAUGCACUACAGGAAGCGAACUAGCAGUCUAGCUGUCUUUAGCUCGAGAAGCACAUGUUACGUGAUUACGUCAGUAAUGGACAACGCUGAAUAGUCUGUUGCGAGAACAACAUCAAAUUAUUAUAAAUUUACUUUUACCCGGAAAUUUCACAUCUUUUCGUUCAUUUCCCGAGAAAGAAGUUAUUUCCGCGGACUUGACCACUCCGUCAAAUUACGAGCAGCGCCUCUGGUCUUGUCGUCCCUGGCGUGGUAUGGACUCCCGUAAACGCAAGAACAGAGGCUCUCAAUGGAAGGCGCAAAAUGGCUGUUUUACUGCUUGAACGGCAUUCUUUGAGGCAACGCGAAACAACUGGCAAGCCCUCUCACGCACUUUGCACUCUUGUCGUCCCUGGCGUGGUAUAGACUCCCGUAAACGCAAGGGUUGCGAGUGUCGAGCUCAGGUACUCCAAAACCGGGUGGGAGGUUAAAUUUCACCGACGCGAGAAAGCUUACAAGGGUGCUAAAGUUUUUUGUACAGUACAAAAUGUUUAGCGUCCUUGUAAGCUGUUCAUUUGAGACCACUUGUUUAGUGCUUUUGGCGUCCCUGGCGUGGUAUAGACUCCCGCAAACGCAAGAGCCGCACGCGAGUGUCGAGCUUCAAACAAACAGACGAACAGGCACACUUUCUUUUCCUGGAAGCGGAGUCUAUCGCAACCUAUCGCAACCGUGGCGCAAGAUCCCUCAUACGCAGAUGAUUUAAACACGUUCAAGAACGCAUACACGUUAGCACAGCCAUUCCUUGUAUAAACGUUCUCUCUCGCUUUCUUUCUCACCUCUCUCUUGCCUAAACGGAAAUGAUCUAUAGCAUGUUGCACCUGAGUGAAAGGGCUUAGCACACUCAAAGAAAAGUGUAGCUUGCUGUAAAUACCUCAACCCUCAACCGCCAAGUUAUGAUGGAUGCCGAGAACACGCGAUUUUGAUGCUGCUGCGAAGCGGCGACCGGACUGUUCCUCUCCAUUUCUUUCUCUCUCUUUCUCUGCUUUUUUUUUUUCUCCUGCUUGACAAUCUUUUGUACUAUACCAUGUCUUCCUGAGUUAACCAGCCGGGUAAACAAUUCUUGUACGUUGUAGAUCAUAAAUUACAACUACCUUUGUUCAAGUUGCCGUUUGUAGAUUACGGAUAUAUGUAUGCCCCCAUGCGUAACGCAACACAACCAGUGUAUCGCGUUACGCGCAAGAGAUCUUUCCGACAUGUUUCGCCGUAUAUUGAGGCUGUAUUUGUCUGAAAGAGGACCUGCUAACGUGUGCGCACGAAGUCCUUAUACAACACUCCUGUCUAAAAAGAAAACGUUUUGUUUGUGCUGCUUCAGGUCACUCCAUUAGUGAGGCGCUUUAAACAGAGCGGGGUUCCGUUCGUGUCGUGGCACAUAUUGCCCAUGCUCUCACCACACACCCUUACAAUGUCUUAUUUAUUUGCCUCCAUGGUGAGCAUUAAACGAGCGUAUGUAAUUU